AUGAUCAGUACAGGUGCAUCCAUCCAUACAAAUCCUGCCGCCUUGUUCGGCGUGGAGGGUCAGGUCGCUGUGGUCACAGGAGGCGGCACCGGUAUUGGACUGAUGAUUGCUACGGCAUUAGAGAGCAACGGUGCUACCGUGUACAUCGUUGGACGGAGGCUUGAAGUUAUAGAAAAGGCUGCCAAGGAGAACAACAAAUUCGGAAAGCUCAUCCCGUUACAGGGUGACAUCACAUCUCGUCAGUCACUCACAAAACUCGCUGAAACUGUCAGAGCGCGCCACGGCUAUAUUGAUCUCCUUGUCAAUAAUGCCGGCAUCGCCCGCAACAUUCUGCCCGUACGAUUGCCAUCCCCUCUAGAUGGCCCUGCAGAUGCCUCCCCAUCCAUCAAGGCGUUUCAAAAUGUCCUUUGGGAUACUGGGUCACCAGCGGGCUUCGCCGAGACAUUUGAUACGAACGUCACUGCCGUUUAUUUCACUACUGUCGCCUUCCUUGAGUUGCUUCAUCUUGGCAAUCUAAGACGGGGUGAUUUACCACCUGUCAUGUCGUUGCGUCCACCGGUUAACAACAGAGAGCUCUGUGAUAGUGAUAUUUCGAAUGACUUAGACUCCGCGUCCUCCAGUCCAUCAGCAGCCUAUCAUUCCUUGCCUCCAACUCCCCCCUCACCUUUUACGUCCCUUCCUGAAGAAUUGUCCGCCUUUGAUUCUGCUCAUGCCCCGCAGAGUUGUCUUCGACAACCAACAUCUCAAGUUAUCACUAUCUCCUCAUCUGGUGCCUUUCGUAUUGAUGCGAGAAUCGUAUCUGUCUCUUACACAUUGGCAAAGAAUGCUUGCACACACCUCGGAAAACUUCUUGCCAACCUUCUGGCCGAUUGGGGUAUCCGUUCUAACGUCCUAUGUCCAGGCGUUUUUCCAAGCGAAAUGACAUCAACUCAACACCUCACACCUGCCCUUUUGGCUCAAUCUGUCCCUCUAGGGCGCGCAGGUAGCCUUUCUGAUAUUUCUGGUCCUAUUCUUUUCCUCGCUGGCCCUGCGGGAGCAUAUGUGAACGGUGCAGUAUGGUUGGUUGAUGGUGGACGAGUUGGAUCUGUUGCCAGCUCCUACCAAUGA
Suillus paluster is the source of this 1107-nucleotide messenger RNA. Its product is annotated as NAD(P)-binding protein. Bases 1 to 1107 code for a protein of 368 amino acids. The record is from RefSeq and is a predicted model, not a curated record. The transcript is spliced from 4 exons. NCBI's taxonomy places the organism in Eukaryota, Fungi, Basidiomycota, Agaricomycetes, Boletales, Suillaceae.